Fusarium subglutinans is the source of this 1830-nucleotide messenger RNA. RefSeq lists its product as uncharacterized. The transcript has 2 exons. Lineage: Eukaryota; Fungi; Ascomycota; Sordariomycetes; Hypocreales; Nectriaceae. The coding region runs from base 1 to 1830 and encodes 609 amino acids. The record is from RefSeq and is a predicted model, not a curated record.
AUGUCGGGAGCCGAGGCCGCGAUCGCUGGCAUAGGAUUUCUCUGCAAUGCGAUGCAGAUCGUCACUUUCGGCAGAGAUAUUCUCCAAGUUUACAAACACGUUCGGAAUGAACACUGUCCUGACCCUAGGCUGGAGGCCUAUCUCAAAAGCGCGAAAGCUUGCUUCGAUGAUAUGAACAGCUCAACUUUGGCGACCUCUCAAGCUUUGCCGCCGAGCCGAGACCAACAACAGAUAAUUGAGAUUGGCAAAAAGCUUGAAGAAUCCAUGGCCCAGCUGCAAUCUAAAUUCUCCCAGCUUCAUAUCGAUGAUGCAUCGAGACGUGGAUUCCGCGGGAAGAUAAAGGUGGGCAAAAAGAGUCUGGCCACUCUAUGGCAAGGAAAGGAACUCGAAAGUCUUGAGGUAAACCUCAAACGAUACGAGAGCCUUCUCCAUGGUGUCGUUCUGCAACGUAUAUGCAACCAGUCUCAGGCUGCAGAAAUCACUUCAAAGGAGUCCUUCAAUAAACUCGAUGCCAACCUGCAAUCAAUCAUUACACAGCUGGCAGAUGGCUGCACUCGGAUUUCCGACCUUUCAGCCGAGUCACUCAAGACAAGGGACCUAGUUACCCAGGAGCAUGCAACAACACGUGCAGCUAUCGAUGCAGGCUUCGCUACCACGCAAGAGUCCAUUUCGAGUUUCCGUGACUCGAUGACCCAAGAAUUUCAGGACAUGGCCCAACGCGACCGAAGCAAUAGUUUCGAGAAAGAGCACGAUGAACUGCUCCAAAGUAUCCGAUUUCCUGAAAUGAACAGCCGCAAGAAUCAUAUCUCUGAAAACUACCCCGGUACCUUCAGUUGGGUCUUCGAGAACCCCACUGACUGCAAUCGUGGCGAUGUACCAGGGUCAGCCGAUGCGACAAGACUAUCAGAUUUCAAUUCAUUUCCUGCCUGGCUAGAGUCUGAUACCCAGCAAUUUUGGGUCAGCGGCAAGCCCGCUUCUGGAAAAAGCUCGCUCAUGAAAUUCCUUGCGACUAAUCCCCGUACAUUGCAGCAUCUGCAAGUCCAGGAUAGCAACAUCCAAAUCCUCACUCACUAUUUCUGGAAGCCAGGGCAGCCGCUACAGAAAAACAUAGAAGGUAUGACACGUUCCCUUCUCCAUCAAGUGCUUCACAAGAACCGUGAUCUCGCCCAACAGCUAUGGACCAAGCAGCCAAAUAUCCAGGAUAAGCGAGACGGUGGAGAUUGGGAUGUGGAUGAGCUAAAGAAAGCUCUCUGCUGGGCAAUCAGAUUCUCAGGCACUAAUUUCUGCAUCUUCCUCGAUGGGCUAGACGAGGCUAAAGAGUUCGAGGACCUACCGUGGGGCGACGAGCAGAACACGCAAGUGGUUUACGACUUGCUCACACUUGACAACAUCAAGCUAUGUGCAUCCAGUAGGGAAGAGGACCCUUUCUGUCGGUUCUUCACGAGCCAGCCCUGUCUCAGAACCCAUCGGCUGAAUUGGAAAGAUAUCUACCAUUAUGCGAACAAUAGGCUAGAGGUAUCCAGUCUAAACUCUUAUGAUCGAUAUCGACUUCUGUCAACAGUUGUAAACAAAGCAAACGGUGUGUUUCUCUGGGUGGUUUUAGCCGCCAAGAGCCUCAAUAAAGCAAUACGUUCAGGUGGUGCCCAUGAAUUCGAGGAGCGACUCGCACAGACGCCAUCGGAAUUACACGACCUCUUGGUCGAUAUGUGGAAUCGCCCAGGAGAUGAUGCCAAGCUAUCAACUUACAGAAUCGAUGCUUCUCGCUGCUUCAACAACGGCUCUCCACUCGAUGCGCUCAUUGCUCGUGUUAACUACAGCUCUGGAGGAUAA